Molecule: messenger RNA, 874 nt
Organism: Hibiscus syriacus
Lineage: Eukaryota; Viridiplantae; Streptophyta; Magnoliopsida; Malvales; Malvaceae
Product: AT-hook motif nuclear-localized protein 28-like
Exons: 1
Coding region: 16-837 (273 amino acids)
Cellular component (GO): nucleus
Molecular function (GO): DNA-binding transcription factor activity; minor groove of adenine-thymine-rich DNA binding
Source: RefSeq, a predicted model, not a curated record
UCUCAUCCCCACACCAUGAAAGGUAAUCCCAAUAACAUGUUCUCUAAACUUCACCAAUCCUACUCUCAUCCCUUCCACCUCUCUCACGACGACUCCAAAUACCCUCCCGCUGGCGCUGGCAACGGCGGCGGCACUGGCGCUGCCGAUGGAGCUUCUAUUGAAGUGGUCCGUAGACCAAGGGGUCGUCCUCCGGGUUCCAAAAACAAGGCUAAGCAAUCUGUCAUCGUAUCUCGGGAACCCAACCCCGCCAUGAAUCCUAACGUUCUCGAAAUCCCUGGUGGGAAUGACCUCGUCGAAGCUAUCUGCGACUUCUCUCGUCGGAGAAACAUUGGAAUCUGCGUGCUUAAUGGGUCUGGGUCCGUUUCGAACAUAACUCUGCGUCAACUUUCGUCGACUCCGGGAGCUAUCGUAACUUUCCAUGGCAUAUUCGACAUCUUAUCCCUAUCGGCCACGGUCCUACCUCCAACGACGUCGUAUAACGUCCCCAACACGUUCUCUAUCUCUUUAGCGGGUCCUCAAGGGCAGGUCAUCGGAGGGUUCGUGGCUGGCUCGUUGGUGGCGGCUGACACCGUUUUUAUAGUUGCCGCCACGUUCAACAAUCCUUCGUAUCAUCAGUUAGCAGGAGUGGCAGAAGAAAGAAGGAAUUCGUUGUCGUCUGGCAGAGAUGGUGAAGGUCAGUCGCCGCAGUUUUCUGGUGGCGGUGGAGAUUGUACCGGUCAUGGUGGCGGUGGUUCAGAAUCUUGCGGAGUUUCGAUGUAUAGUUGUCAAGACGGCAGUGGAUCAGAUGUGAUUUGGGCUCCAACCGCUAGACCGCCACCGCCUCAACUGCCUUACUGAUGAGUUUGAAAGCUUUAGUUUUUCUUAUCAGAAAAAG